Molecule: messenger RNA, 1411 nt
Organism: Drosophila elegans
Lineage: Eukaryota; Metazoa; Arthropoda; Insecta; Diptera; Drosophilidae
Product: carbohydrate sulfotransferase 11
Exons: 3
Coding region: 110-1105 (331 amino acids)
Biological process (GO): carbohydrate biosynthetic process
Cellular component (GO): membrane
Molecular function (GO): sulfotransferase activity
Source: RefSeq, a predicted model, not a curated record
AUUUCGGGCGCCAGCGACAGCGUUGAAGUGAACCAAAAAAACCAAUGAUAGUGUCUCUAACAAUCGUCAAACAUUCGAUUCGAAAGUCGGGCAGCAAAUCGCGGUCAAUAUGGAUCAACUGGUUUGGCUUUCGUUUUGCAUUUCACUUGGAUUAUUGCUCCUGGAACUGCCCAGUUUCACCGCCGGCCUCCCGUUCGAGGAUGGCAACAAUAACAACGUCAAGAUCACCCGCCGCAGCUUGGAGCUGACCCAAACCAUCAACAUUCAGCGGCAGGAGUACCUGCAGCGGCAAUGCGAACUCCUGGGGGAGCACACCCAAACGCUGGCGGAUCUCAGCGAGCUGCAGAUGGACCACAUGAUCGUGGACAGGGAGCACAAGCUGCUCUACUGCUAUGUGCCCAAGGUUGCCUGCACGAACUGGAAACGGGUGCUGAUGAUGCUCACAGACAAGUGGCACAACGGAACCGAUCCUCUGCAGAUUCCGGGCAGCUUAGCUCACUCGGUGGGUAUGUUUACCAAGCUGUACGAUUUAACCGAAGCGGAGCAGCAGCAGGUUCUCAGUGAGGAGUAUACGCGAUUUAUCCUGGUGCGACAUCCCUUCGAGCGGCUACUGUCCGCCUAUAGAAAUAAGUUGGAGGGUGAUUCUCCCAGUGCCCGGUACUUCCAGUCGCGAGUGGGACGUCAGAUUGUUAAGGAACUGCGACCGGGAGCCAGUAACGAAUCGCUGGAACACGGUGACGAUGUUAGCUUUGGGGAAUUUGUUAAAUAUCUGGUUACUCCAGAGCUUAGUCGAGCCAACCAAUCCGAUUACAACGAGCACUGGGAGGUUAUAGCCAAGCUGUGCAAUCCCUGUGUAAUGAAGUAUAACGUAGUGGGCAAAUACGACACUCUGCUAGACGAUUCCGCCUUGGCCUUGUUUUUGUCUAAAGCCAACAAUCUAACAUUCCCCACCGGCCACAAGCCGUCGAGCACGCGGGCCAAUCUGCGCACCUAUUUCGAUCCGCUGCCAAUCGGCGCCAUACGCCAGUUGUACGAAAUCUACGAGGAGGACUUCCGGCUCUUCGACUAUGCAUUGGACGACGUCCUGGGCUUUGAGUUCGGAUGAUAUUGCUCUCUCUAUAUUUCCAAGUCACCACCAUAACGCUUUCCACUGGAAAAGAUUGUGAUCUUAGGCUAGGAUUCGUAGAAUUUAGUGCACUCCAACGCGAAUAUUAAUUUUAAUAUAUAUACCUCCCCGCGCACAAAUGAUUCCAAGGGUUUCGAUUAUAGGUAUUUUUAAUGUUUGUUUUCUAGGAUUAAGUUAAAUUAGGUAGGAACUAUGUAUUUUGACAUGAUCAAAAUAUGUCAUCAAUUCGUAAUGUAAUUGAUCAAAUAGCAUUUGAAAUAAAUGUCAACGGUUCGAUAAUCUUAA